Messenger RNA from Parasteatoda tepidariorum (common house spider), 12482 nucleotides. NCBI's taxonomy places the organism in Eukaryota, Metazoa, Arthropoda, Arachnida, Araneae, Theridiidae. The record is from RefSeq and is a predicted model, not a curated record.
CCAAGUUCGCCAACUCAAAAACACGAUAACCAUACGAGGUAGAUGGUUGAAAACUCAACGUUAUGGUCAGUGCCUCGAUGUUGUUAAUCAGGGAUCCGCAGGAAGCAGGGGAACCCACGUAGUUCGAUAUAUUAAAUUUCUUCCUCCUAAAUCCCGAUACAUUUUUCCAUCCUCCCUUUUCUCUUGAGCUUCUUUUCUAAGAUGAUUGGGUAAUUCCAUUUUAAGAUGUUCUCCUCGACUUAGUUCGUUCUAAGCGAUCGCUUGCGGAUGUUUUCUUCGCAAAUAGAAAGUGUUUACUGAUCAGCUGUUUUUGGAUUAGAAAGUCUAAAUUUGCUGAAUAUGUAGGUCAAGUUCAGUGUGUGUAUGAUUCGCGCCGACCUUGAUUAUUAAUGCACCGAUGCAGGGGUACAUUUUUUUCUCUUAUUUUGUUUAACAAUAGAAAAAAGGAUGAUCAUUGUAAUGCGCACGUAUUGUUGUCAAUCAUAUCACCACUUGUUCAAAGAAUGGAAUGCAAAGGUUUUGAAUCAUUUAGAAUUCCAGCUUUUUUAAAUGUGUAUUAUGGAUUACCGGUAUUGUUUUAUUAGCAGAUAAAUAUAUUUCAGUUAUAAUGGGGUUUUGGAACCAAUUGUACCUUCUAUUAUGGAAGAAUUUUACGCUUCACAAGAGACAAAAGGUACGGUUAGUGGUGGAAAUAGUCUGGCCAUUAUCUUUAUUUCUUAUUCUUAUGUGGGUUAGAAGCAAAGGCUUAAAGUAUGCAGCCCAUCAAUGUUAUUUUGAUGAAAAAGCUAUGCCUUCAGCUGGUAUUUUACCCUUUCUACAAAAUUCUAUAUGUACGUUUAAUAAUACCUGUUACCCUACUAUGCACACAGAAGAUGCAAGAGAUACACUACUUCAAUUAAAUUCCUCAUCAAUUCUGAGUUUUGCAGAAGAAUUAGAAGAAACUCUUAGUAAUCAUUUAACAAGUGAUGUCAAAAGAUCUUUAGAUCGCAGUUUAGAUGAUUUUAAAACCAUUAAUUUUUUUAUUAAGAAAUUAACAGAUCCUCAAGUUCCUAUUUUUGGUAAUUUACAAUUAAGUAGUUUAAUAAAAGACAAAUCUUCUUUUAAAAAAAGUAUGAGGCAUAAAAAUAUAAGGAUAUCAAAGCAAGCCACUGACAUUUUGUUAUCUUCAAAUAUUAGUUUUUCUGGUGUACAAAAGAUAUUUGAUCGUGGUCGUCAAAGCUUAGGUGAACACCUUUGCCUGUCCGAUGGCCUAGAGGACAUCCUAGAUGCCCCCUAUUCUCAGGAGAGUGCUCUAGUAGAAGAACUGUGUUACCUUAACACCAAAAAAGUUGAAAGGUUAUCUCUUGAACUGGCCAGGCAUGUAGAUUACAAAGAAUUUUUAAGCCAGUUUUCAAGUAUUAGUGCCAACAACACUGGAAAAAAACUGCAUCUGAACGACUGGAAAAAAGUGAUGAGUGCAAGCCAAAACGCUAUCAAUGAUAUCACGAGCAUGAACAAUUUGUAUUAUAUAUUGAUGAACUUAAACACCACCUGGCAAAGACUUGUAGAAGUUUUUGAUUCAGAUGACGAGAACAAAACAAGUCAAUUAAUCCAAUUGUUUACCUGUGGUCGAAAUAUGUCUACGCUCUUUGAUCAAGACAGCGGUGGACCAGCUCGUCAUUUUGAAGAAUUACGUCAGCAGAUGAAGAACGACAGAGAAAUUUCUGCAAAGAAUGAUGAUUUUAAAUAUGUAUACGACAACACUACAACUGCCAAAUGCAACAGCCUGUUUCGAACUUUAGAACAAAAUAGACUAACUCGUAUGUUAUGGAGUCAAAUGAAACCAUUUGUGAGAGGAAAAAUUAUUUAUUCACCCAACAGCAGAGCUGCUUACAAAAUUAUAGCCAGAGUGAAUGAAACUUUUUCUCCCCUUGUAAAUGCCGUUGAGUUGAGCAACCAGUGGCUUGAUACCUGGUCUGUUAAAAUAUCCGAAGUUCUGAACAAAAGCCAUGAUCAAUUAGCUAUUAUUGAAGAAUUAUUGCAGCCCGGUAACUUGCCAUUUCAAGAUUUGUUGGAGGAGCUGUUGUCUAAUGUGACUGUUACUGGAAAAACAAAUGAGACCUUGUUGACUGUGAUAGAAACCAUGAAUGAAAUAGCCAAAGAAAUUCUCUCAAAUUCAACUGCAUGGUUAAAUAAAGUAAACAGUGUGAUUGAGGAAGUCAGAGAUUACUUAGAGUGUUUUGAACUGAAUCGUUUUGUUGCACUGAAUACAGAGAAGGACAUUGUGAUGACUGGUUUGGAUCUUAUUAAAGAUAACAAACUUUGGGCUGGUGUUGUGUUCAAUGAUCUGGAAAAUCGAGAUCAACUGCCCCAUUUCAUACAGUAUAAGAUACGAAUGGCAGCCAGUAAAGUGGACAGUACAAAGAGAGUCGAGGACAGAUUUCAUACGCCUGGACCACGGAGAAGACCAGGGAUUGACAUGAAGUAUAUCACGUUUGGAUUUGCUUAUCUGCAAGACAUGAUUGAGCAUGCAAUCAUCAGGGAACAGACAGGAAGAACGCAAGAAACUGGAAUUUACUUGCAGCAAUUUCCAUAUCCAUGUUACAUAUUUGAUCAGUUUAUCAUGGCCCUUUCUCGAACAUUUCCAUUGUUUAUGGUUCUGUCUUGGGUGUACACCAGCUCAAUGAUUAUAAAAUCCAUUGUUUAUGAAAAAGAACGUCGACUGAAAGAGGUUAUGAAGGUGAUGGGCCUCAAUAAUGGCGUCCUUUGGCUGGCUUGGUUCAUUAAAAGUUUUCUUAGCAUGCUGGCCAGCUGCUUUCUUCUCAUGCUAGUCCUUGUGUUUGGAAAAGUGAUGGAGAACAGUGAUCCUGGUGUGAUAUUUGUGUUUCUUUUGUGCUAUUCUGUAUCCACUAUUAUGUUAUCAUUUCUGUUUAGUACACUCUUCUCUAGAGCUAACCUUGCUGCAGCAGCUGGUGGCAUGCUCUUCUUUAUCAUAUACAUUCCAUAUCCAUUUCUAGUCAUGUGGGAGGAUCAGAUGUCGCUCGGCAAAAAACUAGCCAAUAGUCUGUCUUCCAAUGUUGCUUUUGGGUUCGGUUGCAGUUACAUCAGCCAUUAUGAAGAAGAAGGUGUUGGGGCUCAGUGGUCCAAUAUCCACGAAAGUCCCAUUCCUGGUGAUGAUUACAGUAUGUUACAGGUCAUGAUAAUGCUGCUCUUUGAUGGUUUUAUUUAUGGAGUCCUCACAUGGUACAUAGAAGCUGUGUGGCCUGGUCAGUAUGGCGUUCCAAAAUCAUGGUAUUUCUUUGUCACUAAAUCUUACUGGUGUGGUACGGAACUGAAAGAAGCACCAGUGACAGAUAUAGAAGCAAGAUCCAACUUUAGUGGUAAUGUAGAUUUUGAACAAGAACCGAAUGAUCUGAAACUGGGUGUGUCCAUUCAUCAUUUGACCAAAAUAUAUUCCAACAAGAAGCUGGCAGUGGAUGAUCUUAGUGUGAAUUUCUACGAAGGUCAGAUCACAUCAUUUUUGGGACACAAUGGAGCAGGAAAGACAACAACCAUAUCAAUAUUGACUGGGAUGUUUCCUGCUACGACUGGAACUGCUAAGAUUUAUGGCCAUGAUAUUCGAGCAGACAUGGAUUGUAUUCGACGAAGUUUAGGAACUUGCCCUCAGCAUAAUGUUCUAUUUGAGGAUUUGACUGUUUUUGAGCAUUUGUGGUUUUAUGCUCGGUUGAAAGGAGCCAGAGACGAAGAAGUUUCUGAGGAAGCGGAAGAAAUGAUUAAGGACAUGAACCUGAAACCAAAAACAAAUGAAUAUUCAAAAAAUCUCUCUGGUGGCAUGCAAAGAAAAUUAUCAAUUGGUAUAGCAUUUGUAGGUGGAUCUCAAACCGUUAUUUUAGAUGAGCCUACGGCUGGUGUAGAUCCCUACGCCAGGAGAUCCAUUUGGGAAUUGCUUUUGAAAUACAAGUCAGGUCGUACAGUCAUAUUAACUACUCACCACAUGGAUGAAGCUGAUUUACUGGGUGAUCGAAUAGCAGUUAUAAACAAUGGGAAGUUGAGGUGUUGUGGAUCCUCUCUGUUUUUGAAAACCCGGUUUGGCAACGGAUAUUACUUGACUCUGGUAAAAUCAUGUGAUUACAAUCUCUCUCAGAGAAACAGCAGGGGAUCUUCGAGUACAGUGAAAGAUAACUCUACCACCAAAAGCACUAGUGAAAUGACCGAUGAGGGUGUAGCAGACAUGUCUACAGUAGAUUCAAAAUCAGAUUUAUCUGAAAACAAUGUUCUGUCUGACAAUGGAUUUAAUUCCACAUCCAGUUCUCCUUGGGGUGGUUCUUGUAUCAUAUCGCAAUUGACACGGUUCAUUCAUAACCACGUACCUGAUGCAAAGUUGAUGGAAGAUGUUGGUUCUGAAGUAUCUUAUCUAAUACCUCCCUCUGCGCAGAGAUCUGGAGAGUUGCAGAGACUUUUCAAAGCAAUGGACGGCAAUCUGGACGAAUUACAUAUCAGCAGUUACGGCAUAUCCGACACUUCACUCGAAGAGGUUUUCUUGAAAGUCACUGGAGAAGCUGGAAUUGUUGAACCCGAAGAUGAAGCUACGCCUGAGGAUGAACUUGCUCAAAACAUGGAUAAAGAGAAGAGCAAAUGGUUCAGUUUCAGAAGCACAUUAUUACACCUAAAACUUCACAGUAUUGCUAGGUUCUUUGGUAAAGAAAUCAGUGAUAAAAAUAUUGCCAUGACUUCUGAAGAAACAGCUGUAAGGGAAAGCCUGACGGGUGGAAACGUUGUGUGUGAUAACAACACACAUGUAGAUUUGCCACCUUUCCCUGAGCUUUCUGAGAAACGCAUAUCUGGAGCUAAAUUGGUACAACGCCAAAUGGCUGCUUUCCAUCUUCGAAGAUUCCAUCAUUCUAGAAGAAAUAUCAAAGGCUUAUUUUGUGAAAUUGUGAUGCCUGCUGGAUUUAUUUGUGUGGCUUUAGUAUUAGCUUUAUUUAUUCCUCCUCUUGUUGAAGAACCUCCUUUAGAAAUUCAACCCUGGAUUUAUGGACCUCCCAACAAUAUAUUUUUCAGUAAUGAAGACACCCAGAGUCCUAUAUCUCAAAAAUAUGUUGAGUCACUUUUAUCUCCUGAAGGAAUGGGUACAAGAUGUGUUAAAAAUCAUCCUCUUGAAGGUCUACCUUGUGAACCAUUUAGCUUUAACAGAUCCUUCUUAAUUGAUCAAAAUCCAAACAACAAUACAUAUUUAGAACCUUGUUUAUGCACAAUUGGAACUCAGGCAUGCCCGGCAAGUGCUCUCGGAACGAAACCCCCUAGUGUUGCUGUUAGUAGUUCUGAUAUUGUUUAUAAUAUGACUGGACGAAAUAUAUCUGAUUGGUUGAUAAAAACUCGUAAGAACUUCUAUAAGCAAAGAUAUGGUGGUUUCUCAUUUGGCCUUAAAAAUCCAAUCACAACAGUGAACUUCACAUUCUUCCAUUAUAUAAUCAACAGAUUUGCUGAUCGAUUGUUAAAUGAUGAUCAGCUCACAAAAUUGAGGGAUACGGUGAUCAACCUUGAGGAUAAGUUGAGAAGUGUGGAAGUGUUUGACAACAUCAAAGUUUGGUUCAAUAAUAAAGGCUGGGCCUCAUCUAUUGCUUACAUGAAUGCAGUGAAUAAUCUUAUCCUGAGGUCUCACUUGCAACCGGGUGCCAAUGCCAGUUUCUAUGGGAUAUCUGUUAUCAAUCAUCCAAUGAACUUCACACAAGACCAGCUUAAGGAUGAAGUACUAGAACGUAAAGGUUUGGGCUUGAUGCAUGCUGUGUGCUUAAUUUUUGCCAUGUCUUUUGUAUCUGCAAGCUUUGUUAUGUUCCUUAUUGAAGAUAAAGUCACAGGAUCAAAACAUUUGCAGUUUGUUAGCGGUGUCAAACCUGUUAUAUACUGGAUAGGAACUUAUACAUGGGAUCUGUGCAACUACAUGGUGCCAUUCUUUUUAUGCAUCUUGAUAUUCUAUGUAUUUGGAGAAGAUGCUUAUGUUUCCAAAGACAACAUUAUUGGAUUUUCACUUCUUCUGUUUUUAUACGGGUGGUCAAGUAUACCCUUGAUGUACCCCACCACCUAUCUCUUCUCCAUCCCCAGCUCAGCAUUUGUCGCACUAGCUUGUCUUAAUGUGUUCAUCGGAAUCGUCACCACACUUUCUACCUACAUUCUAGAACUUUUUACAGAUAAAGAAUUGCAAGAUAUUGCUGGGAUUUUGAAGCAAGUUUAUUUAAUAUUUCCUCACUACUGUUUGGGCCGUGGUCUUAUGGACCUUUACACCAAUCAACUUGCCUACGAAACCCUAGCAAGCUUUGGUAUCACUUUGUUCAGGAAUCCACUGUCUUGGGAUUUCUUGGGAAAAAAUCUUAUAUACUUAGCACUUCAAGGAUUUAUUUAUUUUUCCAUCACCCUGCUCAUUGAAUACAAAUUUUUCAUCAGAAAACGAAAUUUCCCCAUUUUACCAACAUCUUCAGAAGUAGAAGAUGAUGAUGUUGCCUUAGAAAGAUCAAAAGUACUUGGCGGACAUUGCAGUAAUGCCGUCCUCAGAAUGGAAAGUUUGACAAAGGUAUAUAAGCCUGGUCAGUAUCCUGCUGUGAACCAACUUUGUGUUGCGGUUCAGCCUGGUGAAUGCUUUGGUUUACUCGGAAUGAAUGGAGCUGGUAAAACAACCACUUUUAAAAUGCUCACUGGUAACACUUCCAUUACAUCCGGGAAUGCAUACAUCGCUGGUCAUAGCAUCAAGACUGACAUCGAUAAUGCUCGUCAGAGUAUUGGUUAUUGUCCACAGUUUGACGCUCUUGAUUCUCAUCUGACUGGUUAUGAACAUUUGGAAUUUUAUGCAAGGCUCAGAGGAAUACCCGAAAAACACGUUCGAAAGGUCGCUGUGUGGGGCAUUAGAAAAUUAGGCCUCCUUGCUCACGGUCAUCGAUGUGCUGGCACAUAUUCCGGAGGCAACAAGAGGAAACUGUCCACUGCUAUAGCUCUAGUAGGAAAUCCAUCUGUUGUGUUUUUGGACGAACCAACCACAGGAAUGGAUCCAAAAGCUAGAAGGUUCCUUUGGAAUUGCAUCAUAGAUAUUGUAAAGGAAGGUCGUUCUGUUAUCCUUACAUCCCACAGUAUGGAGGAAUGUGAGGCCUUAUGUACACGUUUGGCUAUCAUGGUCAACGGGCAGUUCCGUUGUCUAGGGAGUAUUCAGCACCUAAAAAAUAAGUAUGGUCAUGGUUAUACUUUGACAUUAAGAGUGACCAACUCCUUGACAGCGAUGGAGGAAGUGAGGAGGUUUAUGGAGAAUACAUUUGGAAGUGCUGCAUCUUUACAAGAGCAGCAUCUCAACCAGAUGGAGUAUCAGUUGGCACCUUCGCUCUCAUUAGCAAUGGUUUUCCAAGAGUUGGAAAGAGCACGCCAAAUGCUGAGUAUAGAAGACUACUCAGUCUCUCAAACUACUCUAGAUCAAGUGUUUAUCAGCUUUGCAAAAAUGCAGGCAGAUGUAACAGAAGGAGUUCCUACAGAAAGUAUAGCUCAUCAAAUUGUAAGAAACAAAAGAGGCAAGAAAAAAGGUGUGAGUGAAAACGGUGCAGCGGUCCUGGGCGACAUAGAGUUGCUGGUCCAACACACAUAUGCGUCCAGUAACACAAAUUCACCUGCACACAUGGUUUGAAGUACAUCUCUCUCACUUUACGAGAAACCUGCCAAAACACUAUAAACAAAAAAAAAAGCUCAUUUCGUCUUCAUGAACAUUUUAUACAUAAAGACAAUUGAAGCAGCUGAAGCAAAGGAAAAAUCAAAGUUGCAGCUUUUUACGUUCUGCAGCCUUGUUGUACAGAAGUCGAGAAGUGAUCGAAAACGGUUUUUAAUUUUAAUUCAGGACGUGUCGUCAUUUGAUGCAGUAAUUUCGGUAUUUUUUUUAAUUUAUUAUUAUUAAUAGCUGUGAUAUGUGUUGUUUCAUGUUCUGUGUAUUUGUGCAUAAUUCUUUACAUAACUUGCGUUUUUUUUAUGAUCAUUGACUAUGCACGAAAAUGUAUUGUUGUAGGUUUGUAAAAUAUGACAUGAAGCCUUACUGGAUUUCUUUUUUUCAUUAUAGAUUCUAAUUUUGUAAUUAAGUUUAUUAACAGUGUAUUAAGUAAGUUAGAAACUCAAAAUCGAAAUAAGUGUAAUGUGUGUGUAAAUUAUGAACAGUCUGUCUCUUUUUCUUUUUUUUUUGUAUAUAUUCAACAUUAUUUUAAUUGCACAGUAACUCUUUUUUUUUUCAUAAUACACAUUGUUUUAAUGGCAAAGUUCCUUUCUUUUUCAAAACUCUUCAGGGCUCUUCAUACAUAAAUAAAAUAUUUUUUUGUAGUUUAAUACUCUCCAAAUUCAUUUGUUUUAAUCCGUUAUGUGAUGUUCAUUAUUAUUUCAAAGUCUAAUUAUAUAAAUUAAACUUUGUUCCAAAUAAACUUAUGGAGAUAAUAUUUCACAGUAUGCAUUUGAAUUACAGAAUUAAAAAGAAUUCUGAAACAAGUUAUGUUUUUUUCUUUUCAUCUUUAACCAAAGCAAAUUGGGAAAUUUACUUUAUAGGUGGCUAAUAUUUACCUUUUUACUAAUUUUACUUUUAUAGCAUUGCUUUUUUAAGUUAAACAAACAAUGUAAUGGAUUUAUCAAUGGAAAUCUGUUAAUUUCUAUUAAAUGCUUUUUAAUUAAGAAAAUUUUUCUUAUCAAAUUAACAAUAUAUUUAAAUUUUUGUGUCUGAAAUACUAGAAAAACCGUACAAGGUUUAUAAUUAAUUGCAGUUUAUUUAUUUGCAUUAAUAUAAUUAUAUAUUUAAACUUAAUAUUUUAACAUGUGUCUGCAUGCUCAAUUUUUUUAUCACAUAUCAUAUAUUAAGUUAGAAAAUUUUUCUAAAGAUGACCUUGUUUUGACUUUCCUCCAAAAAAAAAAUGAAUACACCAAAGUAAUGAUGUCAUUUCUGGUUAUAGUUGUCAACUAGGUGGUUGACUAACCAAAUUUGAAUUUUAAAGAAAAAUCUGUGAUUUACACCAAAGAUCGUAUUUAACCAGAUUUAUCAUUAUAUUAAAAAUCUGGCUAUUCAAAAUAUCAUAUAUAUAAUAAUACCAAAUAACAUAUCCAAAAUCCUUUGUUGUUUCAAUAACUGUUGUUGACAUUUUUCAUUUUGACAAAAAAUAGAUAAAUCUAAAUUGUACAUAAGAAUUUUUUUUCCCUUUGUUGUUUUUAAACGCUAUAACAAGACGCACCUUAUGUUCCAAAGUAUUAAUUAUGUUAAAAUAUGGUUUUAAAUUUUCAUUCUACUAUCAAAUUUUGUUAAAAAAGAAAAGUUAAAAUAAAAUUUACACUGAAUUAUUUAAAAAUACAAAGCCUCAUUAAGCUAUUUUUUCCUUGUAUAAUAAAAACGAAUAAUUUCUAUGAAUAUUGCUCUGCAAUUCCAUAACACACUUAAUGUAUCUUUGUUUUAAAAAAAAUACAAUACCAAACUCUUAACAUUGUCAUUGUUUUAGCUAUCGAUGCUAGUCGCCAAAAAAUGUCUACAACUGUUACUAUGUACAAUUUUCAAGCAGCGUUUUUAGUUUGACAAGACAAGAAAUAUAAUACUUAACUUACGUUGUCAUACGAUCUCAAACUAAUCAUAUCCGAGUGCAAAGAAAUCACAACAAAUUUUAUGUUUCUAUAGUAAUCUGUGAAUAAAAUUCCAAAAAAAAAAUUUUUUUUUCCUCCAAGCAUCUAUUGGGAUUGUAUUUUAACACAGCUGUAUAUUGUGCAUAUUAUUUUUUAAAAAGUUCUGUUGUGGUACUGUGAUAUUAUAUCGGUGAGCAAAAUAAUUUUCUUUUUCUUAUGUUAAGCUGCAUUUUCUUUUUUUGCAUCUGCUACUAACCUGAGAGACAGUAUCAUAAAAUGUCUAUAAUUUUAAUAUUUUUUUGUUAUAAUUUGCAGGUUAAAAUAAAAUAAUUGCCAUUGUAUUGUUGGUCUGCUGCAAAGUUUUGAAUACUGAAACACGUCAGAUUCAAAACCAUUUUAAUAGAUAACAGGCAAAAUUAUAAGUGGUCCACUGAUCUGAGACCACUAAAACAGAAUUUAGACUACUAGAAAUUACCCAACAGGACUGGUGAACAAUAAUUUCAAAUGAACACACAUAUCCUUAAAAAAAUUUACUAUUGUUGCCAAAAUUGUAUAAACAAUUUUAAUUUUUAAUAAAAAAUCUGAGCAAAAAGACUUUCUACAGACCAGUAUUAUUUUUGGCCUACUAAUUGCAAUUGAUAGUUAAAAACAUAAAUCAUAGCUGCCAAUGCUACUGGAUUUUCCAGUAGACUAUUGGAUAUCGCCAGUUUCUACUGAUUUACUGAAUUUGAUUAAAAUUCUACUGGUUUUUGUACAUUAUAGAAAAUUCCCUAAAAUUGAGUAAGUUUCCUAAAAAAAUCCCUAUUGAAGUAGAAUUUUUUGCUAUCUUUGAUGAAUUAAAUGCCUAUUAAUAUUCAAAAUUAUGGAUAAAUUCAUAAUACAUAACAUUUCAAGCAUGUUUAAUCUUAAACAUAACUGGAAAAUAUUGCAGUUUUUCUAUUUUGAUGACUAUAAAAGUCCCUAAAAUUCCCCGUGUCUAAAAUAUUUAGUACAUUAUGCAACAAUUAUCUUGAAAUUUAUAUUAUUUCGUACAAAUUUUUCUGGAUAUUUUUCUAUCCAUGUUGGCAAGUAUGCAACUCACACCAGUAUUAGUUCAAGCAUAAUUAUUAUAACAAUUAAAGAUUAUAUUAUGGCUUAAUAUUCGCAACAGUAUCACUUCAGAUUAUUAUACACACCAGUGAACUUCAGACUUAAUACUUAACAGCAAUUAAAUUAACAAAUAUAAUUUUAAAUUGCUCUAGACUCAUCUUUUCCCCCUCCACAUUUAAGACUAUCAAUGUUUAACACAGUAACCCUAUUAUUUUGAAGCCAACCCAGAAGAUAAGGAAAAUCCUGGAUCAAACAUUAGAACUUUGUUAAAGAUCGUUUGAAUAAUAUCUAACUUUUGCAUUACAUGGAGAGGAAAACCUUCCAUGGUUAGCUUGAGUACAACCCAUUAUCCAUCUGCCAUAUUUAUCUUAUUGAUCAGCCACCAGGAUUUGAACCUAGGUCAUCUCUUUGGGUUAUAUGGCAUUCAGUUCACAGCAUUUAGAUCAGCUGACCAAUAGCAAUUUCUUUUUCUGCCUGCAUAUUUUUAAAAAAAAUAUUAAAAUGACCAAAAUUUUUUGUGCUGCUAUCACUCAGGACUAUAACUGCCCAGUUCUCUUGAAGACCUGGUUGUAUAUUUGUAAAUUGUUUUAUGUGAAUAUUUUUUUUGAUUGAUUGAUUGAUGUGACUCAAGAAAUGGAAAUUCAAAUCUAGCAAUUAGACUCAGGGUUCCUAGACUUAAAAAAAAAAUAAAAAAAAUUUCUUUAUUACAUGUGAUGCACAUAUUCAUCUUUGUCCUUUGUCUGAAUACAAAUUUUUAUUAUGUCAUUAUUAAAUGACGUUCUUUGGUAACUAUCUUGUCAUGUUAAAAGUUAAGAUAGUGAAUAGCAUUGUCGUCUUGUUUGUAAAUAGCAUUUUACUUACUUUUUUUUACCCCAUAAAUUGUUACUUAAAAAUACUUCUUCAAUUACAGUUUUCUACGUAAAAGAUAUGGGUAAUCCAUAUAUACUAGAAUAGGGCGAGCCUUGAAUUAUUUUUAAAAGUGUGCAUAUUAAUGUGCCACUUUCUAUAAAAAUAUAUUUAAAUUAUUUUUAAAUCUAACACAAUGUAUUUAAUUUUAUAACUGUCUUUCAACAGCCGACCCAAUUUUGGGUUUACGACUACUAAUGUUCAACUCCGUAGCCUUGUAAUUUUGAACCAAUCCAGAAGACAUGGAAACUCCUAGAUCAGUACCCCCAGAGGAGAACGUGGAGGACUAAGUGACUAGACAGAUUUAACGUGCAUCAGUAACCAUUUACUACACGGGGAGUCUUUGUGGCUGACUGGUAUCGAACCCAUGCCCACUUGGACAUGGGCCCAGUGCCCGACCAACUAGACUAUCCCAGCCCUUAACACAAUUUAUUAAAAAAAAAAUUCAUUAAUCUAAAAAUCUUCUUAAAUAAGUUCUUUUACUUGCCAUAGGCUAGCAGUUCCCAAAAUGAAAUCCACUUAACUUUAGGGUUCUGUGAACCUUUCCAUUUAAAAUAACUACAUUCAACAAUACGUUUCUCUGAUAAUCAUCAUUUUCAUUAUUGUGUCUAAAACCAUAAUUCAGUUUAUAGAUACACCAAAAUGAAAUUCUAAACUAGACUAGGUGCCGCAGCAGAUCUGUGAAUUCAACUGUCAAGACAAGUAUUGAUAAAAUUUUACGCAAAAAAAAUCCAUAAGUUUUUCCAUUAAAUAUUUACAAAAUAAGAAAGUCUUUUCUUGUUUAAUUCGUUCUCUGUCUGAAGUCUCUGUCAAAUUAAAAGAACGAUCAAUUAAGAUUCCAUAGCCCCUAAAAAUUGGGAACCGCUGCUCUAGGCGAUUAAAAAAUCUAUUCUAGUUUU